AUGUUCAAGUAUAACAUAAAACCAAAACAAAUAAAUAAAAAUAAAGAGAUGGGUAUGAUGAGAUCCUCAAGAACGAUGGGGUUAGGGCAUUGCAUGGUUUACGUUGUGGUCCUAAGUGCCAUUGCGGCUACAGUGACAUCAUACCCUUACUCCUCUCCUUACUCAUCCCCUCAAACCCCACAUUACAAUUCUCCCAGCCAUGAACACAAAAGCCCUAAGUACGCGCCACAUCCAAAACCAUACGUUUAUAUUUCUCCACCACCUCCAUCAUACUAUUCUCCUUCUCCAAAAGUAAACUAUAAGUCUCCACCACCACCAAACGUCUACAACUCUCCACCUCCACCAUACUAUUCUCCUUCACCAAAGGUUGAUUAUAAGUCUCCACCACCACCUUACGUCUACAGUUCCCCACCUCCACCAUACUAUUCUCCUUCUCCGAAGGUUGACUAUAAGUCUCCUCCACCACCAUACGUCUACAGCUCCCCACCCCCACCAUACUAUUCUCCUUCGCCAAAGGUUGAAUACAAGUCUCCACCACCACCGUACGUCUACAAUUCUCCACCUCCACCAUACUACUCUCCUUCUCCUAAGAUAGAGUACAAGUCCCCACCACCACCAUAUGUCUACAGUUCUCCACCCCCACCGUACUACUCUCCAUCUCCAAAGGUUGACUACAAGUCCCCACCACCACCGUACGUCUACAACUCCCCACCCCCACCAUACUACUCUCCUUCGCCAAAGGUUGACUACAAAUCUCCCCCACCACCGUACGUCUACAGUUCCCCACCCCCACCAUACUUCUCUCCUUCGCCAAAGGUUGAAUACAAGUCUCCCCCACCACCGUACGUCUACAAUUCUCCACCUCCACCAUACUACUCUCCUUCUCCUAAGGUAGAGUACAAGUCCCCACCACCACCAUAUGUCUACAGCUCUCCACCCCCACCGUACUACUCACCAUCUCCAAAAGUUUACUACAAGUCCCCACCACCACCAUACGUCUACAGCUCCCCACCCCCACCAUACUACUCUCCAUCUCCAAAGGUUGACUACAAGUCCCCACCACCACCGUAUGUUUACAGCUCUCCACCCCCACCAUACUACUCUCCUUCGCCUAAGGUUGACUACAAGUCUCCCCCACCACCAUACGUCUACAGCUCCCCGCCCCCACAAUACUACUCUCCUUCGCCAAAGGUUGCGUACAAGUCUCCCCCACCACCAUACGUCUACAGCUCUCCGCCCCCACCUUACUACUCUCCUUCACCAAAGGUUGCGUACAAGUCUCCCCCACCACCAUACGUCUACAGCUCCCCGCCCCCACCAUACUACUCUCCUUCACCUAAGGUUGAUUACAAGUCUCCCCCACCACCAUACGUCUACAGCUCCCCUCCUCCACCUUACUACUCUCCUUCACCAAAGGUUGAGUACAAGUCUCCCCCACCACCAUACGUCUACAGCUCCCCUCCCCCACCUUACUACUCUCCUUCACCAAAGGUUGAGUACAAGUCUCCACCACCACCAUACGUCUACAGUUCCCCUCCCCCACCAUACCACUCUCCUUCGCCUAAGGUAAACUACAAAUCUCCACCACCACCAUACGUCUACAGCUCCCAUCCCCCACCAUACUACUCUCCUUCGCCUAAGGUAAACUACAAAUCUCCACCACCACCAUACGUCUACAGCUCCCCACCCCCACCAUACUACUCUCCUUCGCCUAAGGUUAACUACAAGUCUCCCCCACCACCAUACGUUUACAGUUCUCCGCCCCCACCAUACUACUCUCCUUCUCCUAUGGUUGACUACAAGUCUACCCCCCCACCAUACGUCUAUAGCUUCCCACCCCUACCAUAUUAUUCUCCUUCUCCAAAGGUUGACUACAAGUCUCCACCACUACCAUACGUUUACAGCUCCCCACCCCCACUAUAUUACUCUCCUUCUCCAAAGGUUCAUUACAAAUCUCCACCACCACCAUACGUGUAUAACUCUCCACCUCCACCAUACUAUUCUCCUUCUCCAAAGGUCACUUACAAGUCUCCACCACCCCCAUAUGUCUACAAGGCGCCUUACUAUUGAUUUUGAAUUGUUUCAUUAAAAGGAAACGUGAUUGCAAUAAUUUGUUUUUAUGAUUUUUUUCUCUUGAAUCUUCUGAUUUUGUUCUUUUAAUUUGUUCCUUUAUCUUGUUGAGCUUUUUAUUUUACCAAUAAUAUUUGGCUAUAUUUAAAAAUCCCUUGGUAUUUGUUCGAAUUGGCUCCAAAUUUCUAAUAUAUCCGUUUUGCUAUCCAUUGAAAAAA
Molecule: messenger RNA, 2288 nt
Organism: Arabidopsis thaliana (thale cress)
Lineage: Eukaryota; Viridiplantae; Streptophyta; Magnoliopsida; Brassicales; Brassicaceae
Gene: EXT10
Product: Proline-rich extensin-like family protein
Exons: 1
Coding region: 1-2070 (689 amino acids)
Biological process (GO): plant-type cell wall organization
Molecular function (GO): structural constituent of cell wall
Source: RefSeq, marked reviewed